Molecule: messenger RNA, 1427 nt
Organism: Menidia menidia (Atlantic silverside)
Lineage: Eukaryota; Metazoa; Chordata; Actinopteri; Atheriniformes; Atherinopsidae
Source: the annotation of a GenBank genome assembly
ACAAAUUCAGCGUGAGCUUUAUUUCCCCUUCUGUAUGUGUUCCCUCUUAGAUGUGAAGAGCGAAGAGUGUCGUAAGCCUGAUCAAAACCAGCGAUGGCCAUGUUUGUGUUAGCUUUGCUCUUCUGCAUCGGUCUCCAAGGCUGUGCUCUGACUGAGUCUCUGAGUACCAGCGGUUUGCAGAGUGUUCCAGAUGCUCUGGCAAGAGGGGAUGUCUGCCAGGACUGCACCAAAAUAUUUGAACUCCUUGCUGACCUGCUUUCCAAUGCAGACCUCCAGAAAAAGAUCAUGAAUGGCAUCGACGGUCUGUGCGCGCACCUGCCGGGGGCGACCGCCAAACUCUGCAAAGAAGAAGUGGACAAGAUGCUCCCGGUGGCCAUCACCUUUGUUACGGGUGUUGCAAAACCAGGAGAGAUCUGCAAAAUCAUGGGCCUCUGUGGCUCCGGCGAGAGAAAUGAGAAGAUGCUGAGCUACUUUGUCUACGAGGCUUUUGAGGCAGGUGCGAUGAGAGAGGUAAAAACCACAAGACAAUGCUCCUUCUGCAUUUUCCUCUUCAAGACUUUGGAAGGCCUGCUCCCAAAGGAGAGGACUGAGGGCGCUGUGAUCAAGCUGCUGGAAGAGAUUUGUUUGAUAGUGCCCUCCUCCUACCGAAGCCAGUGUGAGACCAUCGUCGGCAACGUCAGCAAGACACUGCUGGACGCGCUGGUGGGCCACGCCACCCCGGAGGCCAUCUGUGCCCUGAUCCACAUGUGCAAAGGCCAGGGGGCCCUGGAAGUGGAUCCGUGCACCAUGACAGCGUACAGGUGCAGAGAUUUCGAGACGGCCCUCAAAUGUGGAGUAAAAUGUUUUCUACUGUCAGAAAUUCGCCUGGACUUCUCUGAACUAAGAUUUAAAGGCAGUUCAAAACAGAGUUGGAUCAAAAGAUCCAUGGACUGAGAGUGGAGGAUGACUGCAUCACUUCUACCUGUUGGCUUUUCUUUAAAAUCCUAACGCGGUAUCUUUCUGCAUUGUAUGGUGAUUUUGCUUCCUGAUAUUAUACAAACUGCACUGAAAAGAAAAAUUCAACAAAAACUAAACUCUGAACUGCAUGCAGAAAAUAUAUAAAAGCAUCGUUAAAGGCUCUUAUGGUCACAAUUUUGGUUCUUCUGCGUACUUUGUGGUAAUUUUCUUGUUCAUGAAGUUUCCUGAUUUCUUCAGCCUCCAUGAUGCUAGUCUUGGACUCAUUCACAAAUUUGUAUUAAAUACUUUGUGACAUGGCUGACUAAAUGAGUACUUGCUUAUAAUGAAUAAAUCUAAAGUCAAAAAGGGUUUUGGUCUCUGAUCAUGCAUUUAGAAGAACUCACAACUCAGAGAUAUAUCUUGAUUAAUAGAAAUGUAUGUCACAGUGCUCCAUAAUAAGCUUGAUUUAUAAUAAACACACGCAUAGAGAA